Rhincodon typus (whale shark) is the source of this 12378-nucleotide messenger RNA. It is a transcript of the gene atp8b4, whose product is annotated as ATPase phospholipid transporting 8B4. Bases 17 to 3205 code for a protein of 1062 amino acids. Lineage: Eukaryota; Metazoa; Chordata; Chondrichthyes; Orectolobiformes; Rhincodontidae. The record is from RefSeq and is a predicted model, not a curated record. Gene Ontology annotation, molecular function: ATP hydrolysis activity; ATP binding; ATPase-coupled intramembrane lipid carrier activity. The transcript is spliced from 22 exons. Gene Ontology annotation, biological process: phospholipid translocation; Golgi organization. Gene Ontology annotation, cellular component: plasma membrane.
ACAGAAUGAGAAAUGGAUGAAUGUCCGGGUAGGAGACAUAAUCAAAUUGGAAAACAAUCAGUUUGUGGCUGCUGAUCUGUUGCUGCUGUCAAGUAGCGAACCUCACGGUCUUGGUUACGUUGAGACAGCAGAGCUUGAUGGGGAAACCAAUUUGAAAGUUCGACAAGCACUGCCAGUAACUUCAGAGCUCGGAGCAGAUAUGUGUAGGUUGGCAGAAUUUAAUGGGGAAAUCAUUUGCGAGCCUCCAAAUAAUAAAUUGGACAAAUUCACUGGGACACUAUUUUGGAAUGAUAAGAAGUACUCACUAGAUAAUGAAAAGAUGCUACUUCGAGGUUGCGUGCUACGGAACACAGAGUGGUGUUUUGGCUUGGUGAUCUUUGCAGGGCCUGAUACCAAGCUAAUGCAGAACAGUGGCCGAACCAAAUUCAAACGAACCAGCAUAGACCGACUGAUGAAUACUUUGGUACUGUGGAUCUUUGGCUUCCUUGUGUGUAUGGGAAUCAUUUUGGGAAUUGGAAAUUCCAUUUGGGAAAGUGAAGUCGGGUAUCAUUUUCAUAUCUACCUGCCCUGGGACGAGUGGAUGAAAAAUGCGAUUUUUUCGGGAUUUCUAAGUUUCUGGUCGUACAUAAUUAUCCUGAACACAGUUGUACCGAUCUCACUGUAUGUCAGUGUUGAAGUCAUUCGACUUGGGCAUAGCUACUUCAUAAACUGGGAUCGAAGGAUGUAUUAUGCCAAGAAAAACACAUCCGCUGAGGCACGAACCACGACACUUAAUGAAGAACUGGGACAAAUAGAGUACAUAUUUUCUGACAAAACAGGAACUCUUACGCAGAAUAUAAUGAUUUUCAACAAAUGCUCAAUUAAUGGAAAAGCUUAUGGAGAUGCUUAUGAUGAAAUGGGACAUAAAAUUGAAAUAUCUGAGAAAACGCUGUCUGUGGAUUUUUCAUUCAAUACGUUAGCAGAUCUAAAGUUUAAAUUUUAUGAUGCCAGUCUGGUGGAAGCAAUAAAACUGGGGGAUUCAUCUGUGCACGAGUUCUUCAGAUUGCUUUCGCUCUGCCAUACAGUGAUGCCAGAGGAGAAAAAUGAAGGAGAACUUGUUUACCAAGCCCAGUCACCUGAUGAAGGAGCCUUGGUCACAGCUGCAAGAAACUUUGGUUUUGUUUUUCGAUCCCGCACCCCAGAGACCAUCACGGUGAAUGAGAUGGGCCAGCCCGUUAUAUACCAACUACUGGCCAUUUUGGAUUUCAACAACGUGCGGAAGAGGAUGUCAGUGAUUGUUAGAAAUCCUGAAGGACAAAUAAGACUUUACUCAAAGGGAGCUGAUACAAUUUUGUUUGAGAGACUUCAUCCGUCUAGUGAAGACCUGAUGUGUGUGACCUCAGACCAUCUCAGUGAAUUUGCAGGGGAAGGUCUGCGAACUUUAGUGCUCGCCUACAAAGAUCUGGAUGAAGCUUACUUUGAUAAGUGGCAGAAAAGACACCAUUAUGCCAGCACUGCUCUUGAAAACCGAGAUGAACUGCUUUCUGCCUUGUACGAAGAGAUUGAACAGGACCUGAUGUUGCUAGGUGCCACUGCAGUAGAAGACAAAUUACAAGAAGGGGUUUCUGACACUAUUGCCAACCUAACCCUGGCCAAUAUCAAGGUUUGGGUACUUACCGGAGAUAAGCAAGAGACUGCAAUGAAUAUCGGAUACUCAUGCAACAUUUUAACGGAUGACAUGAAUGAAAUUUUCAUUGUGUCAGGCUACACGGUACUCGAAGUCCGUGAACAACUCCGGAAAGCAACACAGCAAAUGAUGGGAACACCUAUUUGCAAUGGGCAUGCUGUCUCUGAAAAGAAUGGAACUUCAAAGUUAGAAUCGGUGAUUGAAGAGACUGUUAUGGGAGACUAUGCAUUGGUUAUUAAUGGACACAGUUUAGCACAUGCAUUAGAAGCAGACAUGCAGCGUGAGUUCCUAGACUUGGCUAGCAUGUGCAGAACUGUAAUUUGCUGUCGAGUCACACCAUUGCAGAAAGCCCAAGUGGUUGAGCUUGUCAAAACGUACAAGAAAGCUGUCACACUCGCUAUAGGCGACGGUGCAAAUGAUGUCAGCAUGAUUAAAAGUGCACACAUAGGAGUUGGGAUCAGUGGUCAGGAAGGCAUGCAGGCUGUUCUAGCUAGUGACUAUUCAUUUGGACAAUUCAGAUACCUUCAGCGACUUUUGUUAGUCCAUGGGAGAUGGUCCUAUUUGAGAAUGUGCAAGUUCCUCUAUUAUUUUUUCUACAAGAAUUUUGCAUUCACUCUUGUACACUUCUGGUUUGGUUUCUUCUGUGGAUUCUCUGCCCAGACUGUUUAUGAUCAGUGGUUUAUUACCUUGUACAACAUAGUUUACACUUCACUUCCUGUUCUGGCCAUGGGUAUAUUUGAUCAGGAUGUCAAUGAACAGAAAAGUUUGGAAUACACAAGACUCUAUGAACCAGGACAACUUAACCUAUUGUUCAAUAAGCGGGAGUUCUUCAUCUGUAUAGUCCAAGGAGUCUACACCUCCAUUGUCCUUUUCUUUAUUCCAUAUGGUGCAUUUUGUGACACUACACGAGAUGAUGGGUCACACCUUUCUGAUUAUCAGUCAUUUGCUGUUACAGUGGCAACAUCGCUGGUGAUUGUGGUUAGUGUGCAAAUUGGGCUUGACACUAGCUACUGGACUGCAGUGAAUCAUUUCUUCAUAUGGGGGAGCGUGGCUGUCUAUUUCUCCAUCUUAUUUGCCAUGCACAGUGAUGGAUUGUUCACAAUAUUCCCAGGCCAGUUUCCUUUCGUAGGAAAUGCUCGGAAUUCCCUGGCCCAUCUUACAGUGUGGCUGGUCAUAAUUGUGACCACGGUACUAUGCAUCGUGCCAGUAGUCGCAAUCAGGUUCCUGAUGAUAGAUUUGAAACCAACCUUGAGUGACAAGGUACGAUACAUGCAACGUGUCAGAAGAAAACAGAAGCCAGUGCAGCAUCGUAUGAGGCGUGUAAACCGUACCAGCUCAAGAAGGUCUGGCUACGCAUUUGCCCAUCAAGAGGGCUUUGGUGAGCUCAUUACCUCAGGAAGGAACAUGCGCUUCAGUAAACCAUCGAUGGUGUCAACUGGGAAGUCAAUGCCGAGCAGCACCAGCUGGAUUGAAACUUUACGAAAGAAAACAACAGACACAGUAAAUAGCUUUGGCAGCGACAAAAAUAUAAAACAGUAAAGCAGCAGUCAUUUGGAAGGAAGGAUGCUUUACUUUGUUUCAAACUUGGCCAUAGUUUGUACUGUGCUGCAUGUCUGCAAAGCUCGAAUCACUAUUGGCUGAAGAGUCACCAAGGAAUGAACUCUCGUUUCAGAGCUGUUGUGUGCCAAGUUUGUCAUGCAAUGUUGGACAAACCUGGUGGACUCUUCGUUGCCAAGUGGCAAAUGUUAGCAAGAAAGAGUUCUAACUUGCAAUUUGUGUAAGCUUGAUAAAAAUGUCAGCUCAAUUGAAAUUGAGCAUUUUGAGGCACUUGUCAGUAUAUCAGCUGACAUCCCUGUUACAAAGCAAAUUUUUAUUCUAAGCUGUAAAUAUUUUUUAGCUUUUGAAAACAUUUUUGUAAUGCAAGAGAGCAACAGUUGCAUUAUGAAAUGCUGCUCAACAUAAAUGGACCUAUAUAAAUAAGAUUAUGAAAGAUUGGCAAAGCAACUGUACAUAAUAUAAUUCAAUUCAUUCACUAGAGGGACCCAACUAUAUUCUAUUCUGUCUAAGAAUGUUACACUGUGGUCCUGUAGCUAUGACCUCAUUUGAGGAAAUUAGUGCCUUUGAGUUUUCCUCACAUGAGGAAACAACUUUAUUUGAAUGUAUGUAUGUAUGGUUUUGAAAACUACACAUUGCAUUUACAAACUCUUUCUGCUUUAAUGGUUCAGUUUAACUUCACUUUCUGAUUGUAUUUCUGCACUGAAGUACAACAGCUAACCUUAUCAGAAUUGUUACAUUUGCAACGUGUUUUCUACGAGAUAUUUGCUCUUCAUGCAGUUACUCUUUAUAUAUCCAUGUAUUCGCACUAUUUUUCCAAGAGGGAACAUCAAGCAGACAAAGUCUGUUUUAAGACUUUGUGGACAUAGUAAACAUAUCAUUUGGUUUCACUCUUGUUCAAAUGUGUCUUUAAUACAGACUAUUAGCCACCUCUAUCUCCCAGCAAUGUUUCACUGUUUGGCUCUUCAGAGAGUCGGUUAUCCUUAUUUUUUUAGGACUUUGCUGUACAUGUCUUAGUUGCCUCAUUUUCUCCAAUAUAGCAUCAACAACACUUCAAAAGUAUUUCAUCAGUUGUGAAAAUCUGUCUUGAUGUCAUAUUAGGCACUAUGUGAAUGCAGUUAUUUCUUUCUAUAGAAGGAGCUCAUUACCAUUUUGGUAAUUUAAUUUCCGACAGUAGUAUUGAACUUCAGCAAACGUCGUUAAAAUUCUCUUGUCUUUAGCAUUACUGAUUAUUUACAUUUGUUGUAUUAAAACUGGUCCAUAUCUCUAGAAUCCAACAGUACUAUACCUAUACUCUUAUGGAUUAAGUGAAGGCAGACACACAGUACAAUGCAGCUGUGCAUUUUCAGCGGACAAGGUAAUAAACAAGAAGACUUCACCUCACCUCUCCCAAUUUUGAAUAAACAGAAAAUCUGGCCUCUGAUGCAUUGCCCAACCCCCAACUCAACAGCAGUGGAUUAUUUCUAACUCAGCAUUUGCAACCUUCUCUCUGCGUUACUGAGGACAAAAUGGUCCCUUGAGCCCAUCCGCAAGGAGCAUCAAUCGGACCUUUCAGUCCCAUUCCCAGAGAUCAGACAAUUGCUACCCUAUUGAAAACCGCUUCAGACUUUUCUCUAACUAAGGAUGAAUUAUCAUUUCUCAUUAACCCAAUCUCAGAUGUGGCCUUCCAUUGACACCCAAUCCCAGCCACAUUCAAACACUUGAACAAAUAAGACAUUGCCAAGAACUACAAAAUGCUUCAUUAUCCUCUAUCCCCUCUCCUCCACCAUUGUGCUCUUUUUUUCCUUCCCAUUCAUUCCUUCUCCUCCACCCUCAUUUUUUCCUUUUUCCUUCUUACACCUCUGAUCUACUUCCAGUUGUCGAUUCCCUUCUAAUCUGAUUGACAUGAAUACUGAUCUUACUCUUGACAUCACAGAAUGUUGACCAUUGCAUUUGAAGUCCACAUUCCAUCUCAAGUGGAGUAUUGCCCUCAGUCAGUGUCCAAGCUGUAUCUCCUGCUUUUUUUUUUAUCUAUUGUGCACCCUAGUCUGCUCAUCAUUAUAGUUAUGUACUGGAUUAGUGAUCCAGAGGUCUGGACUAAUGAUUUGGAGACAAGUUCAAAUCCCACCAUGGCACUAGGGAAUUUAAAUUCGGUUAAUAAAUAAAACUGGAAUAAAAAAUGUCAGUGUUGGUAUUAGUGGCCAUGAAAACUACCAGAUUGUCAUUUUUUAAGAUCAAAAAAUGGCCUUGAGGGAAGGAAAUCUGCUCUCCUGAUUGGAUCUGGCUUAUAUGUGACUCCUGGCCAACAGAAAUGUGGUUGAUUUUUAACUAUGAUCUGUAGGGGCACAGCAAGUUACUUAUUUGUAUUUAAGAGAUAUUGUCUGCAGUGGCCAAGAAAGUUAUUUAUUUGUCUUCAAUAGAGUGCCUCACCAUUGCCGUCUCUAGGGCAAUUAGGGAUGGGCAAUAGAUGCUGGCCUUGCCAAUGAGGCACACAUUCUGAAACAUGCCUGGCUGACAGGUGCCAUGAGCAUAAUUCUCCACUGGCAAGAGACAUAGUCAAGGUGAAAUAGUUGGGCAAGUUGGCCCUGGAGAGAAACGCACACCCUUUUUGGCAGCUCACUUACUAAGUUUUGGGUGAAAAGGUCCAAACGCAAUCUUCUCAACCUGCCACCAAUUAAGGCCCAUAAGUAGUCAAUUAAUCACCAUUUAAUCUCACCACCGGCAUGAUUACCUGCCUUUCUGACAAGCAAGAAAGGUGACUAAUUUCCCCUCUGGGAAACCAUAGUAACCUGCAUGCCAGGUUUGUAAGGGCAGGGGAAGCUUUCUUCUAUUGCCCCAAGUGGGGAGUGCUGUUGGGAUACAUGACUGGGGAUGGGUAAAGGAUGGCAGCUGAGAGCUACCCAUGCCCUUGCCUCCAACCUCCCAUUCCCUGUGGUCUCCAUCUUGAGAGUUACUUAGACCAGGAGCCUUUAGAACCUAGAAGAUACUGGUGUCCUGGACACCAGUGUUGAGGCGUCUGUUAGACCAAGAAACCCACCCACGCUUACCUGUGAGCUAUUCGUGACCUGAUUAAGGGUGACACGGUGACUGAGUGGUUAGCAUUGCUGCCUCACAGCGCUAGGGACCCAGGGUCAAUUCCAGUCUCAAGUGACUGUUUGUGUGGGGUUUGCACAAUCUCCCUGUGUCUGCGUGGGUUUCCUCUGCGUACUGUGGUUUCCUCCCACAGUCCAAAGGUGUGCAGGAUAGGUAGAUUGGCCAUGCUAAAUUGCCGGGGAUGUGCGCUAGGUGGGUUAGCUGCGGUAAAUGCAGAAGUCUGGGAAUAAAGUAGAGAGCUGGGUCUGGGUGGGUUGCUCUUUGGAGGGUCAGUGUAGACUUGAUGGGCCGAAUGGCCUCUUUCCAUGCUGUAGGGAUUCCAUGAUUGGCAGAUGAAUAGAUGAGUUUUUUUCAAUGGUGGGGGUGCACAUAACAGUCAACCAAAAAUUUGGAGACUUCUGCCUGAAACUUUAAAAGUUCUUGCUAGAGCUGUUUCACCCUUCUCACAGGUACAGUGUAAGUAAAUAAUCUAAGAAAGAAAAAUGCCUCUUAAAACUCAUUAUGUAGAAAAAACUCCACCCCUCUGUGUCUGAGACCAAACAUUGAGUUCUUGUUGAAGAGUGGAGCUGUUAUGGGAACAUAGGAAAUAGGAACAGGAGUGGGCCAUUCGGCCCCUCAAGCCCAUCCUGCCAUUCAACAAGAUCAUGACUGAUCUGCAUUAGGCCUCAACUCUUCAUUCAUGCCAGCUCCUCAAGCCCUCAGCUUCCUGAUAUUUUGAAAAAUCUAGCUGCCUCUUCAAAGACUUGCAGUGAUCUAACCUCUCCAACUCUCUGGAGUAGAGAAUUCUAGCUAUUCAUUACCAUAUGGGAGAAAAAGAUUCUUUCUCGUCCCAGUUUUAAAUGAGUGCCCCUUAUUCUAUAAGUAUGUCCUCAUGGCUUGAAAUUCGCCCCACUAGUGGAAACAUUUUCUCGAUAUUUACCCUGUUAAGCCCCCUCAGAAUUUUGUAUGUUUCAAUAAGAUGAGCCCUCAUUCUUCUAAACCAGAAUGAAUAAAGCCUUAGACUGAUUAGCCAUUCUUGACAGCCUUUCAUCCCAGGAAUCAGUGUAGUGAAUCUGUUUUGAACUGCCUCUAAUGCUAGCACAUCCUUCCUUAAAUAUAGGGACUAAAACUGUACAAUGUACUCUAGGUGCAACCUCACCAACACACAGUAUAGUUGUAACAAGACAUCUUCAUUUUAACGCUACCCCAUAUUCCAACACACUAGCAAUAAAGGCCAAAAUUUAAUUUGCCAUUUGAAUUACUUGCUCCACCUGCUUGCUAACUUAUUGUGUUUCAUGCACAAGAACACGCAGAUCUCUCUGCAGUUCACUUUUUUUUGGAGUCUCCAGUUAAAUAAUUAACAGCCAUUUAUUCCUAUCAAAGUGCAUUACCUCACACAUUCCUACAUUAAACUCUAUCUGCUAAGCUUUGUCCACUUGCUCAGUCUAUCUAUAUCCCCAUGCAGAUUCUCAUGUCCUCAUCACAUGCCCUGCCACCUAUUUUUGUAUCAUCAGCAAAUUUACACUCUGCCCCUCCUACAAGUCAUUAAUUCAGAUGAGAAAUAAUUGAGGCCCCUGGACUGAUCCUUAGUUAUGUCUUUCCAACCUGAAAAAAGACUCAUUAAUCCUAAUUCUAUAUUCUGUGUUAACAAUCCCCAAUCCAUGCUAAUAUAUUACCCUCAAUACUGUGAGUUCCUGUCCUGUGCAAUAACUUUUCCUGUGCCACCUUAUUAAAUGCCUUUGAAAUUCUAAAUUCACUAUAACUACCAGUUCCCCUUCAUCAACUCUGCUUGUUAUAGCCUUGAAGAACUCAAGCAGAUUUGUCAAACUUCAUUUCCCUUUCACAAAGCCAUUUUGACUCUGAUUCCAUUAGGCUACGUCCUGUUAUUUUUUUCUUUAAUAAUAGAUUCUAACAUUUUCUUAUCAACAGAUGUGAGCUAAGUGGUCUAUAAUUUCUUGUUUUCGGUAUCCUUUCUUGAACAGGGUCACAUUAAUGUUUUUUCCAGCUGGAAUCCACCCAGAAUCUAGUGAGUUCAGGAAUGUUUCAACAAAUUCCUCCACUAUCUCUGUAGCCACUUCCUUUAAAUUCCUUGGAUACAGGUCAUCAGAUCCUGGUGAUUGUCUCCCUUUGUGUUAAUUUUCCAUAUCAGGAAGUUUAUGUUUAAUAGGCCUAAAUGCUUCAAUUUUGCGGUCAUUCCUUUAAACCAAUAUUUCAUUACAUAUCUCCAAUUAUCUUAUUUUCAUGUUUGUCAAUUUUGUGGGUCUUUUAGGGAAUCUAAGCUACUUUCAAAUAUCCCAAGUCUUUAUAAAAUUUACUGAUACUUGGCAUUGAAUUCCCUCAUAAUUGUCCUGAAACAGACAAAGUUUGGGAAACACCCCUCCUGCUCUUGUUUCUGACCCCUGUGGCUUCUCUUUGUGGCCCCUGGCCCAAAAUGCAAUUGAUUGAGACUUGCUCCCGAGGAUGUCGGGUGUCCUCCCAUCAGCAGCCAUGGCCUUCAUAGUGGCUUUGCCAAGUGUGAGAGCUGCCAGCCUCUGAUUGGCUGCCCUCCAAACAGCCUGACCGGAGGAAGAUAUGGUGGGCCAUGAUCUAAACAGACAGGUGUCUGACCACCUUUCCAGCAAGCAUGGGAGAUUACCAAUGAAAAUGGAUAUUCCUGGUCUUGGUGUCUCUUUUCGUUUCCCUUUUCAUGUUUUCUAAGUUGUGAAUGUUAGUAUUUGGUAUCUUGAGUCACAAAGUAUCAGAUUCUAACUCAGGAUAGAGCCUUUUGUCAUUUUACUUCAGCCAGUUUAACAACCAUUUGGAGUCAAUACUUCCAUUUCAUUUUGUGUUCCUUGAAGCAAAUGAAAUUACUUUUCCAGUAACUGUUGCCCAUGACCUUUGGUCUAGCACAUAUGAUCUCAAAGCCUGAGAAUGGCCUCAAUUUUUUUGCAGGAACAUGAAGCAUCAACUUCAGAUGCUGAAAGAAAAGCUUCAAUUUUCCAACAGUGCCACCCUACUCAAUUAGAAAACUAUAAUAGCAAGCAUUCAGAAUGGUGUUAGAAUUGCAAUAAGCUUGUCAUGUUUACGACUCUGUUUUAGUUCAGGAUGAAAUGGAGGAAUGAAAGGAGUGAUGUGACUUGUGCUGAGUUCUGUUGGCAGGAAAUAUAGAUGGCUAUUUUUUAACGAUUAAAAAAGGAGGGCAAGUUAUUUUAUUGGGAAGCAGGUGCAAGAUAUCCAUACUUGAAGCAAAUAGAAGAAGCAUGCCCAUUGGUUGGUUAGUUGAAGUUGUUUGAGCUUGGUGCUAAUAAUGCCAAGGUCAUGGGUUCAAUCCAUAUACUGUUCAAACUUGUAGCUUGCAAUUGAGACUUUAAUGGUUCACAGGCCCUCAGUGGAUUGAGCGGCCGGGGUUCAAGACUGAGCUCCUCUAAUAACAUCUCUGAACAGAUUGAUUGAUUAGAAAAGUAAGUUAAAUUUUUUUAAGAAGUGGAAGAUACACGAAUGGUAGCAGUGGAUAGAUGGUUAGUUUCAUUGAGGAUAUCAGUUUGUAAAUUAUUAUACUUCAUGCUGGUUUAUUUAAUUCUGAGGGAAUAGAUUUGGGAGUCUAAAGGUUAUCUAAUUAGCAUUCUACCUGGGUUCAAAGGCCCAUGUGAUUCAAACUGCAAUGACAAUGGGUUUUGAGAGAGGGAGGUUGCACUUGAUGGCAUUUUAAGAUCGAGUUAUAAGAUUCUCCUAAAGGGUAUCCCUGAAUUUCACGGACUGAUCAGUACACCAGGAUAUGAGAGAGAGGAGGAGCAGAUAGAGGCAGUAAGUGUCUAUUGUUUACUACAUAGAAGUGUGAUGGGAGUUUGCACUUAGAUUAAAAUAACCAAAUUUUUAAUUAUUUAAAUUUUUUAAAAAUAGCAUAUCUUGAACUGGAGAAAGGUUCUCCAUGAAGAACUGUCAUUGCUAAUGAUAAUUCUUGGAUCGAAAGUUAUCAGACUAGGCAACAAAAUGAACAAAAGCAAACCCUCAGAAGCUAAGAAUCACUUUGGACUAGUUCCAAGAGAAUUGAAUGUCUAAUUAUGGAAUACUGUAAAAUAUAACCGUGAAGUGGCCUUUCAGGUGUGUUGAAAGUAAAGGGGGAAAGUUCUGUUCUAUGGUUUAGGUAUAAGUUGCACACUGAAACAGUGUUUCGUCAAUGUUACUUUUGUUUGGCUUAUUACACUAAAUGUUUUCAAAUGUGGACACUUAUUAUGUCAUGCUUUUAGCUACUGGAAAUUUCAGUUUGCUUAUAAAAUUAUCGGCCUCUAUCGUAGCAAUGGGAAGGAAUAUGCCAAAUUUCUGUUGCUGGAAUAUUCACCAAGAAACAAAAACAAGCUUUUGAUUUUCAUUACUCUUCUACAAGAGAUUUGGGUUUGACCAGUGUUGACAAUAGAUGUCAAUAUGACAAUCUUUUCAUACAGCAACGAAUAAGAAACAAACUGGAUAAUUUGAUUUGAUGUUAUUGGUUGAGGGAUAAAUGCUGAAUAGGACACCAAAGAACUCCCUCCUCUUUUCAGAACAGUGUCAGGCAUUUUUAACGUCUAUCUGCAAGCACAGAUAAGACCUUGAUUCAAUAAGUCAUAUUAAAAUCAGUCAUAUUAAAUUGCAGCCUUCCUUCAGUUUUACAAUCAAUUAUUAACCUAAAUGAUGUCCUUAAACGAAGCUUGAAGCCACAAUGUUCUGAUUGCCACUGAAUCAAGACUGAUAUCUAUUCAUGUAAACAUAUUUAUGUUUUCUAUCCCACUGUAUCUCAGAUAUUAAUUUCCAUUCAUUUAUAAUAUGGCUGCAUUAAAUCAGAUUUGGCUGCAAUUGCAAAUUGGCUUACAAAAAAGGCAGGAAUGUCUCAUUCAUGCAGAUAAGUAAAUAGUUAUUCAAAGUGGAAUAACAGCAUCUUUUCAGCUCUCAUCUGUCUCGGUUCAAAUUUAUUUUAAUUAGAAGAGAGAAAAGUCUUCCUUCUCUGACAGAAAGUUAAGGGCUCAAAACUAUCAAUUUUUCAUGUUCUGCACCUCACACUUCUUUAUAACUAUCUUCUGAAAGCACAGUAAUUAGCAUUAAUUUCACAAAAUUUUACUGUCAUUCAUCUGUCAUCAAGCACAAACUAUUAUUGUAUUUAAAUAUUCCAUGUAUAGAAAUAAUUCAUAUAAGGUAAACGUUCAUUGUUCAAAUAAUAUCAAGAUUGUUACUCAGUAAAAUAUGAGAGUCUAUAUACUAAUUUAUAAAAAGAUUUUUUUAUUUUCAAUAUUUAGGUAGAUUGUCUUUCCUUUUGUGGCAUAUAUCAUAAAUACACUUUUUAAAUCAGAAAUAUAGCUAAUCAAGAAGCGUAAUUUUAACUUCUAUUAUGAAAAUCCAUACUUCUACAAAAUAUUAGAUCUUAAUUAAAGGAAAUGGUUAAAAAUAAUCUCUCUGUGCAAUAAUAAAGUGUACAUUGUAUAGAAAUGCAUGGAUACCAAAGAGUUUUAGCUCUUUAUUUGUAAAAUGCAGAAAAUGUGUUUACAUCUGUAAUGUAUAAUUCUAACAUUAUACAUUUGUUUAUUGGAAAAAUAUGAAGCAUCAUUGCAGUUUAUAUAUUUUUAUCACCGCUUGUGUCUUCUGCUGUAAUUUGAGUAUUUGAAGCUAAUUGAAUAUGAAAGAAAUGUACAUUUUUGCAUGUCUAACUCUGGUUUUGUGUUUUUGUGUAUAAAACAAAUCUUCAAUACUACAACAUAUUUGAAAUCUCAUCAUAGUUGCACCUCCUUCCCCAUCUUCGUUUCUUUUCCGUCUGAGCAGAUUCAAUAAUAAGUUUGAAAAGGGAAUUGGAUAUCAAUUUGAAAAGUAAAAUAUUGCAGGUCUUUAGGAAAAAAGCAAAAGAAUGGGACUAAAUAGGAUAGCUCUUUCAAGGAGCAGUUGCAAGAACAAUAGGUGGAAUGGCCUUUUUCUGUGCUGUUAACAUUCUGCGAUUUGUGACUAGUUAGUUUGAAGGUAUUCACCACAGACACUUCAACCCACUGAAUCGCCAAUUUAAUACCAGCAGGAGACAGUCAUUCAAAGUGGUCACUUUUUGAUGACAUCUUUGUGGCCAAAUGCUUUGUGAAACUAAUAUUUGUGAAAUAAAGUUUAACUUUUCCUUA